Molecule: messenger RNA, 2778 nt
Organism: Capronia epimyces CBS 606.96
Lineage: Eukaryota; Fungi; Ascomycota; Eurotiomycetes; Chaetothyriales; Herpotrichiellaceae
Exons: 7
Coding region: 1-2778 (925 amino acids)
Molecular function (GO): GTP binding; GTPase activity
Source: RefSeq, a predicted model, not a curated record
AUGGUGCUCUCCAUUGUGUAUUCUCCCGUAGAUGUCGUCGCAUCGCCCGCCGUUGAUAUUGUGGCCGUCCACGGCCUGGGCGGCGACGCCAUCCACACUUGGACACACCCAAAGUCCAAGGCCAUCUGGCUGAAAGACUUCCUCCCCGCGCAGAUCCCGAAUGCGCGUAUCAUGACCUUCGGCUACAAUGCGGCCAUGGCGUUAGGACAGUCGACGGCGGAAGUGAUUGAUCAUGCCAGAAGCUUGUUGGCUAGUUUGGUGGACAAGAGAGAAGAGCCGGAGGAGAUCCAGCGUCCACUGAUAUUCAUUGCACACUCUCUCGGCGGAAUCGUGGUCAAACAGGCUCUGCUACAAGCACGGCUAGAGUCACGGUACCACUGCAUCAAGGAUGCCACGCGAGGUCUCAUCUUCCUCGGCACGCCUCACCGUGGCAGCGAGAAGGCCACGUACGGGAAAGUGCUGGCGAAUGUGGCCCAGUUUGUGACCUCUCGACCCCCGGCACGUCUCUUAAAGGCGCUCGAAACGAACUCGGCGACCCUUCAGCGGCUGACCGCCGAUUUCCGCCAUCAGUUACCCGACUACCAAGUGUACAGCUUCUAUGAGCAGCGGCCGAUGAAGGGCUUUUCCAACCUGAUUGUCGAGAAGUAUUCCGCUCUCCUCGACGUCAACCACGAGGAACAGAUUCCGGUCGACUCGGAUCACAGUGCAAUGUGCAAAUUCGAAACCGAGAGUGACGAUACCUUCGAGAAGGUCUACAAGAGAGUCAGGCGGAUGAUGAAGACAGAACCGCCGCCGAAGGCCGUCGACCCGGCAGACAGCCAGUCAACCUUGGUUCCACAUCCACCAGUGGACGACCCGUACCACGCCCUCCCUCCCUCGGUCGGUGAUUCCGGUUCCAGUCCCAGUCCCAAUUCCAACUCUAGCGACCCAACUGCCAGCAACUCACUGACUGUGGCUGAUCUCGCGCUUCAAAUCCCGACGUUCCUCUCGGAUUUCGCCAAAGUGAUGAAAUGCAUCCAAGACGUGCAGAAGGAGUAUAUUGUGCCUCCCACGUUGAUGGCUUCGGUGGCGGCGCAGUGCCACGGAAUCCAGACCGCGAUGGCCCGACUCCAGCGACUCGACGUUCAAGGAGCCGUGGCCUUCAAGAACGAGCACCAACGCAUCGUCCACGUGCUGCAAACCAUCGUCAUCGGCUGCAAGGGCGCGCUGUCCCUGAUCGAGGAGUAUAUUCUGGAUUUCCGCGCCACGGCAGGAAAGCAGAUUGCGAACCAGGAGAAGAUCGACGCAAAGUUGGAGGCGGUCUGGAAGGGCGAGGACAUUGAGGAGCUCCUAUCGCAACUGGACGGAUACCAAACCGGGCUCACCAAUCUGUUGGUCGUCUCGCAGAGUACCUCGAUCCACGAAAUACACUCGCUCCUCACCGACCAGAUCUUCGCGCUCGACGACUUGAUCGAGCGAUCUCGGAUAUCUUGGAACAAGAAACCUUCGACCAUGACGCCGUCCGGCUCUCUCCGGUUCAGCAUCCUGACUCACAGCGACAACUUUUCCACCACAGCCAUACACACGGAUCGAGAAUGUGACGAGACGCCUGAAUCGUUGAUGCCGCUGGAUCAUGAGAUUGCCAACUCGAGAGCCUAUAGGCGGGUCAUGUUUCGAAACCUCCGUCAACGAUCCAGAGGCAUCGGCAUCGACGCGGCUCGGACCAUGCAGAAAAAGACGGCCGCCAGCUCUCCUCUCCCGACCAUAGCUUCAACCAGUCAGGAAUCUCUCGUACACAGCUCCGACGGAACGAUAUCACGGUAUUCUCCCCUGGGGGGCGAAUCAUCCAACUAUAGUAACAGCAACAGCAACAGCAACAUCCACAGCAUUCAAGUCCAGGUGCAACAGCCGGAUGGGCCUGUCAAUCGACUUGACACAGAGGGAAUCGCAAGUCGCACCUCAACUCCAACUCCGACGAACAUGUCUCUUGGACUCACGAGUGGACUCAUGAUACAGCGCCCACAGAACAGACCAAGAAACUUUUCUCGACUCGAUUGGGUGCCCAGGCAGCCCGAGCAACACCCUGACACUGUCUCGUCUUUGCCUGCUGCAGAGUCGGACCUUGCGUUCCCAGUCUCCGACGACAAGGCCGUUAGUGGUCCAGAAACGAGCAGCUCCUCGUCAGCCGCGCGUCAACUGUAUAAAUUGAUUCUCCUCGGCGGCGGUGCGGUGGGGAAGUCUCCGCUCGUACUUCAGUUUCUUCAUCCCGGAAUGAUCUUUGCUUCGGGGGAUAAUUGGGACCCGACCAUCGAGGACAGCUACCGGGCCGAGUGCAGUGUGGACGGCAAGCGCGUGUCUCUCGACAUCGUCGACCACUCGGGCCAGAUGGAGUAUUCGGGCCUGUGGGAGGAGCAUAUCCGGACGUGCGACAGUAUCAUGCUCGUCUACAGCAUUACGUCGCGCAGCUCGUACGAGGAAGUGUUGUAUUUCAUCGAGCAGAUCCCUCGGCUCCAUCAGACUCUGAAUCGGAACGACGAGCGCCUGCCCCUAAUCUUGGUGGGCAACAAGUGUGAUUUGGGAGGGCACCGGGAGGUGUCGACGGCCGAAGGGCAGAGCCUGGCCGACAAUAUCAUGUGUCCGUUCUUCGAGACAUCGGCCAUGUCCAACAUCAAUGUGCAGGAGGCCUUUCAUGAAGCCGUUCGGGAGAUUCAAAGAAGUCGCGAAAGUUUUAUCGACUGGAUGAUCGGCAGCUUUGCGAGGGCCACCGGACGCCUGCACUUGAAUCUACGAGGUGUAUAG